AAGAGAGCCAUAUAUCAUGGGGUACUAUUUGGUAUUCGUUGGUGUGUUCUUGUGGUGUGCCAUGGCUAGUCACAUUAAUGGACUAGCCAUGAUGGAUGGAAAGUUAAUGAGUUCCUCGGCAAAUAAUUAUGACUAUGGAGAUGCUCUUGGCAAAGCCAUCUUGUUUUUUGAAGGACAACGCUCGGGGAACUUGCCCGCCACCCAAAGAGUGAAGUGGAGGGGAGACUCCGCUCUCUCUGAUGGCAAACUUCAAAACGUGGAUUUGAUUGGAGGAUAUUACGAUGCUGGAGAUAACGUCAAGUUUGGAUGGCCAAUGGCAUUUACAACUAGCUUAUUGAGUUGGGCUGCUGUAGAGUACGAGAGUGAGAUAUCUUCGGUGAACCAGCUUGGUUACCUCCACAGUGCUAUUCAUUGGGGCGCAGACUUUAUACUGAGAGCCCACACUUCCCCAACCACCCUCUAUACACAGGUGGGAGAUGGGAACGCUGAUCACAAUUGUUGGGAGCGCCCGGAAGACAUGGAUACAGCAAGGGCAGUGUACAAGAUAGAUGCUAAUUCCCCGGGAACUGAAGCCGCAGCUGAGUCUGCUGCUGCUCUUGCUGCUGCUUCAAUUGUCUUCAAGAAAAUAGAUGCCAAUUAUUCCUCCACGCUAUUAAGCAAGUCAAAAUCACUGUUUGAUUUUGCAGACAAGUAUAGGGGUUCUUACUCGGGUUCUUGUCCAUUCUAUUGCUCGUACUCAGGUUACCAGGAUGAACUGUUAUGGGCUGCUUCUUGGCUAUAUAAGGCGAGUGGAGAAAGCAAGUACUUGAGUUACUCCAUAGGCAACCAAGGUUGGAGUCAGGCGGUGUCUGAAUUCAGCUGGGAUAACAAAUAUGUUGGAGCUCAGACAUUACUAACGGAGGAAUUCUAUGGUGGGAAGAAAGACUUGGCCAAGUUUAAGAGUGACGUUGAAUCAUUUAUAUGUUCAGUGAUGCCAGCAAGUAGCUCUCUACAGAUUAAAACAACUCCUGGUGGGCUUCUAUUUACUAGAGACAGCAGUAAUUUGCAAUAUGCCACGAGCUCAACCAUGGUGCUAUUCAUUUUCUCUAAAAUCCUAAACAGAAAUCACAUUGAUAGAAUACAUUGUGGUUCUGCGCUUUUCACCCCGUCUCAGAUUAGAGCCUUUGCAAAAACACAGGUGGACUACAUACUAGGAAGCAAUCCGAUGAAGAUGUCUUACAUGGUGGGAUUUGGCAGUAAAUACCCAAAGCAAUUACAUCACAGAGGCUCAUCCAUCCCUUCAAUCAAUGUUCAUCCGACCAAGGUGGGUUGCAAUGAUGGUCUCUCAGUUUAUUACAAUUCUGCUAAUCCAAAUCCAAAUACUCAUGUGGGUGCGAUUGUUGGAGGCCCCGAUUCAAAUGACCGAUUCAGUGAUGCAAGAUCUGACUAUUCCCACAGCGAACCUACCACCUACAUGAAUGCUGCUUUCGUGGCUUCAGUGUCUGCUUUGCUUGGCAAAACGACCGAUCGAAACCAAAUUCAGGACUCUGCAGUUUCCCCAUAUCGAUGCUAGGGAAACUAAUGAAGUUAAUUAAUGUAACAUAAUCACCGAUUAUAUAUGUGUCAGUGGUACUAGUUAUUUACCCUGCCAUAUAUUGAAACUCCACUUUUAUGGGCUGGUAUAAUAAAAUCAUACGUACUGUUUUACCAA
Messenger RNA from Glycine soja, 1690 nucleotides. RefSeq names its product endoglucanase. Gene Ontology annotation, molecular function: hydrolase activity, hydrolyzing O-glycosyl compounds. The record is from RefSeq and is a predicted model, not a curated record. NCBI's taxonomy places the organism in Eukaryota, Viridiplantae, Streptophyta, Magnoliopsida, Fabales, Fabaceae. Bases 17 to 1552 code for a protein of 511 amino acids. The transcript has 8 exons. Gene Ontology annotation, biological process: carbohydrate metabolic process.